Messenger RNA from Symsagittifera roscoffensis, 2316 nucleotides. RefSeq names its product oocyte zinc finger protein XlCOF8.4-like. The record is from RefSeq and is a predicted model, not a curated record. Gene Ontology annotation, molecular function: chromatin insulator sequence binding. NCBI's taxonomy places the organism in Eukaryota, Metazoa, Xenacoelomorpha, Acoela, Convolutidae. The transcript has 2 exons. Gene Ontology annotation, biological process: regulation of transcription by RNA polymerase II. Gene Ontology annotation, cellular component: chromosome. Bases 30 to 2060 code for a protein of 676 amino acids.
AAUGAGUUGUGUGCUCUGGAGUGAAUAUUAUGGAGGAGGAGGAAGUUGAAAUGUCUCUGACUGCCGAGGAGUUUAGUCACGUGUUGGCUCUUUUCAAGUGCAAAACACGCAAACUGAAGAGAGAAACGAAGAGGAGAAAUGAGGUGAAUUCCCAGCCCGAGUGGGGCCAGGAGAGUGGGGCGGGGGUGUGUUCAGACCAGGCGGGCAGACUCAUAGACUUGUCAACCAACUACACAGCCUUGACCAAGUCCCAAGAUGUGGACAAAAGAUUGCAACCGCCAAUGAACCCAGUGAGUUGCCAGUACUGCUCCAAACAGUUCCAGACGCGACAGAUGUUGCGACAACAUUUCCUCUACAGACAUUCGAGUGCCGGCAUCAAGUGCCAGGAGUGUUACUUCAUAGCCAGGUCCCAGAAGGAUCUGGACUCUCACAGGUGCAAAGUGAAGCAGGUCCUUGAUUGCGACCAGUGUGCGGAGAAGUUCAGAAGUAAGCGAGACCUCAUGAUCCACAGGAAGAUGCACAACAUCAAGCACUACUGCAUGCACUGUGAGAAGAGCUUCGCCGACUUGUCCAGACUCAACAAACACAUUCAGGACAGCCAUGUGGACGCUGGGUUCGAGUGCUCCACCUGCAACCGCAAAUUCUACUGUAAAGAGAGCUUCACCUUUCAUGUCAAAUACGCCCACACUGAGCAAAAAAUAGUGCAGUGCAAUUUGUGUCUGAGAAGCUUCAAAAGUAUGAAGUAUUUGAAGGUGCACAUUAAUGCUUUCCAUAAAAAGAAACAAGCGAAUGUUGCAAAAGUUAACCUCGACAGCAAAGGCAAAGAUCCUAGAUACCAGGCGCAGCUGCUGACUGCUCGCAAAAUGCUGGCAAAAAGGAAUCAUUCGACCACCUCUAAAAUGGAUUCGUAUGUUGCCCCGUUCCAAUCCCGCUUCCGUGCCAUGUGCCCCGAUUGCCACAAGAUCGUCAACUCGCCCACAACCCUCUACGCUCAUAAAGUGCUUCACAAAAAUCCCAAAGUCUGUUCAAAGUGCAAGGCCGAGUUCGCGUGGACUUGGCACAUGAAAAAGCACGAGCGAAUUUGUAACGGAGUGCCCUCAACUCGCAUGCUAAAUAAGAAGAUAAAACCCUACCAAUGCUUUCUGUGCAAUACGAGAUUCACAAAUGGAUCUGAGCUGACAGACCAUAUGCGCGAUCAUGCCAAGCAUGAUUUCGGCUUAGGAACAUCGGCGGCCAAAAUGGGCGACAAUCUAGACGAUGAGGACGAGGACGAAGAAAUGGAAGAUGGAAACAACGGAAUCUCUUCCGGAGAAGCAAGUCCAAUGACUCAUUCCGAAGUCAGGCCUCUUGUUGAGCAAACGCAAUAUAAGGUAGACGCAACAGUUGUUUCCGCCAACCACUGCUCUAUGUCGACAGCUAAAUUGGCCCAUAACCAAACCACUCCCUCGAUAAACACGAUUCAAAGUAGGGCAACUACAGAUGGGAGCUCGGCGAGCAUGCACUCGUGGAUAGAUAUGCGAAGUAGGAUGGAAACGCCGAUCGAUUUUGAGGAGCGCAUUGGUAAUGUUGCUUCAGUAGGGAACAACUGCAGGACAUUAGUGGACGCGAACAACCGGUCCAUGCCUUCGGUAGUGACUGUGGUGAACCAGAACCAACCGCCUGCGCCAACCAUAGCAUUCCAACCUGGCCCAACAACUUCUGCUGUAAAAAUUGGGGGACACCGAAGUACUAAUCCGGCCAAAUAUGUUUUGGAGAAGAGUUGCUUUGCGAGAUACGAGUACGCAGCAGCCUCUACUAAGGAGUCCAAGAUUAGUUCCACUCAGUGUUCCAUAAAUGGAAGUAAUGGAAUGAACGGACAUGCAGGGGAACUUGGCAUUGGCGCGCAUCAUUUUUCAGGCCUGGAGGAUAAUUUGGAUUCGGUGCAGGGAAUUUUGAACGAGGUGUUCGACAAUGGAGGUCCUCUUUCUCCCAUCUCCGAUUCCUGCUGUCUCAACACACCUUACGCCAACAGUCUUCUUCUCCUAGAUGACUCAUUUGUCAUUCCGCACGACAUGUUGUGAUGUAUUUAUAAAUCAAAGCAUAUUACAGUUGUUGCUACUGCAGUGUUAUUUCAAAUUCUAUCACUAUAACCAAACGAUUCGUUUGGAGACAAAUUCAACAAAGAAUUAUCAUAACGGGGAACCCAAUUUCUGCGGAAACAACUUGGGUUUUCCCCAUCAGACAGUUCUUUGCAAAACAGUUCUGAGAUAAGUGCUCAGAAAAAUGAUAAUUUUCCUUUUCUACUACAUUUCGAUUGAAUUAACUGUGUUUUGGUUA